Tremella mesenterica DSM 1558 is the source of this 3453-nucleotide messenger RNA. RefSeq lists its product as uncharacterized. The record is from RefSeq and is a predicted model, not a curated record. Lineage: Eukaryota; Fungi; Basidiomycota; Tremellomycetes; Tremellales; Tremellaceae. Bases 1 to 3453 code for a protein of 1150 amino acids. The transcript has 2 exons. Gene Ontology annotation, molecular function: guanyl-nucleotide exchange factor activity.
AUGUCUUCCCGUUCACCAUCGAGUAAGCGACAUUCCCGUGGCAAGUCAUCGCCUCCUCCUCAAUGGUCUGACGGUGGUCACACUUCAUCUUCCCUCCGAAGCCAAAAUUCCCGCCUGCCAACGAUGCCUACCAUGCCUUCUAUACCUGCGAUGCCGGCCUUACCCGACCUAUCCCCAAUCAUCCCACCAUAUAACGGGAGUUUUCAUCGUUCACCUCAAAUCUCAUCAACCUCCAAGACCCAAAUGACCACUUCGAUCGCACCGCCACGAUCCGACUCUCUUCGUCAUUUAGCCUCCUCCACCGCACAUCGAUCACCUAGGCCUAAAUCUCCACCUCUAGCCCAAUCCGGAUCAUUCAGACGUCACAGUCAAAGACAAGAGCCCCACUUUUUAGACUACCCAAAUGAAAAGGCGUUUCCAUCACCUCAAAAUCAACCUUCUAACAGAUUAGUCCGCUCCGAUUCUCUCGCCUUAUCGAGUUUGAACUUAUCUCGAUCCCCAAGUAUUUCCUCUUCCGACAGUGGACAAAGUCAGACAAUUGUCACCCCCCUUCCGGACCGUCAGAAAAGAAGAAGUAAGCUACUUCCGGCCAUUCCUUUAAGUGUGGAAGUGAAUAGUCCUCCUCUGCCGUCAUCGACCAAAUAUGGCAAACAAAGCGAAUCACGUAGGAAAUCGAUCAGGUACGAUGCCGACCAAGUGCACAUUGUCGUCAACAGUGCUUAUGACGGAGCGGAAUGGUCUACUGACAGUGAAACGUCAAGCGGGAACUCUAGGGUAAUGACGGGAGCUACAUGGUCUCAUCGAAACCAAGAAAACAUGCAGGGAUCUAAGAUGCAAAGGGUCAGUGGUCAUGGGACCGGUUCAACCGGUGAAGCCGGUGACGAGAAAGAAGAUAUGAAACAGUGUAAGACUUCGAUCGACACCCAUGACCGUGACAUUUCGGAACGUCCUAGAUCUAGUUCGCUGCGCAAAUCAAAAUCUAUAACACCGCCACGACCAGCGAGACGAUCAUCUACGUUUUUGUCUCACGAGGAACCUCCCACGCCACCCAUCUCACAAUUUUACUCUCCCCUUGCUACCUCUUCUCGUUCUGUCGCCGGCCCGGCUGUGCAUCGUCAUCACCAGGAGGUCCCUUCACCAGAGGUCGCAUAUCGAAGUGAUUUCUCUACUCCUCGUACAAACCUCACCUAUUCUCGGACGGACUUCACAUCGCCCAAGACAGACUUUACCUCUCCCAAAGACGACUUCACUCCGUCUCGUCAAGCCUCCCGUCCUUCUCUCUCGUCUCAUUCCCCUUCUCGAUCUCACAGACCGGAUUUCUCCGACCCUCCUAGAGAGCUCCAACCUCCUCGUCCUAUUCUCCGUUCAGUCUCUCCAUCCGAUUCUCAGUGUUCCGACGCUCCUACUCCCCGCGCGGCUGUAGGUAGCCGGCCCAACCCAAUCGUUCCAUAUUCGAGUAACGUACUGAACGCCGUCCAAUCCGAUACAGCAUCCACCAAUUCUACUUCAACUACCACUUCCAGAAAGCGUGAUUCGACACAACGUCGUUUAUCAGCCUUACGAGGUCUAGUCGCCAAUCUCGAUUUCUCCCAACAUUGGGGAGUCUCCGAGAGAUCGUCAUCAUUUUCUGAAUCAGAUUCCGAGACAGAUAGCAGCGUAAUGUUCUGGGCUUGUACAGGAUCUUUCGAUACCUUACCUUCUGCUAUUGGCAAGGUGUCAGAUCAAGAUCAUGGUUGGCCAUCACCAUCACGAAAGGCUAUCCCGACCAUUUCGGAUAAACGAAAGUCUAUGACCCCACCUCGUAAAUCUAGAAUGACACGUUCAGGAUCCGAUCAUAACCUUCCUGAACCCCCUCGACCCCGUCAGCGUAAAGAAGUCUUUGACGUAGCUUCGUCAGGUAUCUCCAAAUGCUUCUCCGAAUCUUCUUCUCCAACGGAAGAGAUGUCCUCGUCCUGGAGGGAAAGCAUAGGGGUUGAAGCAUGUAGACGAGCGGAACAAAUGGGACCUUUAGAGGUGAAAAGACAAGAAGUCAUUUGGGAAAUGUGUGAGACGGAAGCCGCUUUCCUCAAAUCGGUAAGGACGACAUUACGUCUUUUCGCCACUCCGUUGAAAACACCACAAGGUCGUUGGAUCGAUGGGAUACAACAACAAGUCACCGAAUUGUUUGACGCUUUGGAAGGAGUGGCACAUGCUCAUGGUAUUCUUUGUGCGUCUCAAAGGGAUAUGCGUCGUAAGACAGGACUUUUGAAUGUUGGACAAUUCGUCGCUUCGUUCAGAAACUGGGUGGACAAGUUGGAAAUGCACGAAGAAUAUUUGUUGAGGUUUGAAAAGGUGGUAGCACUUGUGGAAGAGAGUGUAAGGGAUCCGGAAAACGUUUUUGGAGAGUUUGUGAGGAUGCAAAUGAAGGAAGAGGUUUUGGGAAGUAUGUCUUUAGGGAGUAUGUUGUUGAAGCCGGUUCAAAGGUUGACCAAGUAUCCGUUGUUCCUCAAGCGACUUCUCGAUGCUACCGCUCAUCCUCAUCCCGCUCAUUCAGAACUCAUGUCCCUCCUCGCUCACACUGAAUCCAUAAUCCUCACACUCCAAGCUACCAAAGCCAAGGAAGAUGACUACGACGCUCUUAUUUCCCUCUCUUCCAAACUCCACGGUCUACCUGACAACUUCAAUCUAGCCAUUCGAGGAAGAAAACUUCUCGGUACUGCACAAGUACAGUUAGUCCGUAUGCCAUCAACCUCUCCUAUGGGUCGAACAGGAAGUAUGUCAUCCUCUCGAUCUUAUUCUUCAGCUUCAUCAACUCCAUCAUCUCCAUGGGACCUUCAAUCAUUAUCAUCAGCAAGGACUUCAGCAUUUUCAGUAUCCACAACAUCUUCCACACCUUCAAGAAGUAAUAGUACUCAUUCUCAUUCAUCACCUCUUGGUCGUUCACCAAGUUCAGGAUCCGUCGAAAGACCAGUCACUCCAAAAAGACGUAAAGAAGAUAUUCUCACUAUGAUGAUCUUCGAUGAUUUAGUGAUUUUAGCUCAACAACCUGAUAAAGGUAUAUUCAAAAAACGUCAAGAAGGUUUACGAGUUAUAUCAGAAAUAGAAGGUGGUGUUGGGAGAGUAUUGGAAGUUAAAGAUUUCCCAAAUUCUUCAAUCCCUUGGUCUGCUUCAACUUCGACAUCGGGAAUGUUUAUUCUGACCACUGCAUCAGUUAUGGGGAACGGUACGAAUACCAAUGUAUUUACCGUCCUUUCGAAUAACAUGAAAGGUUCACCAAAAUCUCCAAAAUCUCCAAAAUCGAGUGCAACGGGUAUGAUGCCGGUGUUGAUGGGAGUGAGGGAUGUUGUGGAUUGUUUAGCACAGACAACUUGUACGGAAGGUUCAAGGAGUGAUAGAUGUGAUAGGAGUGAAGGAAUGGGAGGAGAGGGUGAAAAGGAAGUUUUGGAUGAAGGUGUUUGGGAGUUUGUACGAUGA